GACGCGAAUGAAUUAUCUAUUCCUACAUUGACUGUUAAUGUCAGCUUGGAAAAUGACGUAGAGAUAAGGUCAUGACCUAAGUACCUUAAAAGGUCAUGUUGCGUAUCUUUGAUUCGUUUUAUUGAGUUGAACUCAUCCAAUGUGCUUUCAUCGCUCUAGCAUGCCCUAAUCAGAAGCUAUCGCAAAAAAACUGCUAAUGACCAUUAAUGACCUAAGAUGACCUCAGGUUUAAGAGUCGGACGUCGUCUCGCCGUCCCACCACCUCUGCCGCCGCCAUGUCCGACAAGACCAAGGCCAGCAACGAUGUGUUCGUCUUGGGUGUUGGAAUGACCAAGUUUGAGAAGCCGGGCCGGCGGGCCGAUUUCGACUACCCGGAGAUGGCCGCUGAGGCGGUGACGAAGGCGCUCACUGACGCCGGAGUCGAGUACACCGCCGUCGAACAGGCCUACGUCGGCUACGUCUACGGCGACUCGACGUGCGGCCAGCGCGCCCUGUACCCGGUCGGUAUGACCGGCAUCCCCAUCAUCAACGUCAACAACAACUGCGCCACCGGCUCCAGCGCGCUCUACCUGGCCUUCCAGGCGAUCCGCGGCGGUCAGACGCACUGCGCGCUGGCGCUCGGCUUCGAGAAGAUGCAGCGGGGCUCACUCAGCUCGCAGUUUUCGGACCGGACCAACCCGAUGGACCGUCACGUGGAGAUGAUGUGCGAAGUCACCGACAUGGAGGCCGGCCCCAUCACCGCCCAGAUGUUCGGCAACGCCGGCCGAGAGCACAUGGCCAAAUACGGCACCACCGAACAGCACUUUGCCAAAAUCGCCUGGAAGAACCACAAACACUCGGUGGACAAUCCGUACUCUCAGUUCCGCGACGAGUACAGUCUGGAGCAGAUUUUGUCAGCACCCACCGUGCACGCGCCGCUCACCAAGCUGCAGUGCUGUCCGACCUCUGACGGCGGUGCCGCGGCCAUCCUCGUCUCCCGCCACUUCUUGGAGCGGUGCGCCGGCGCGGUGGCGCGUGCCCGUGCCGUCCGCGUGCUGGGCGUGCAGAUGACCACCGACCCGCCGAGCUCACUCUCCGAGAAGAGCUGCAUGAAAAUGGUGGGGUACGACAUGACCCGUCUGGCGGCACAGCGUCUGUUUGACCAGGCCGGCCUGACCCCGGCCGACGUGCAGGUGGUCGAGCUACACGACUGCUUCUCGGCAAACGAGCUCAUCACCUACGAGGCGCUCGGCCUGUGUCCGGAGGGCCACGCCGGUCGUAUGAUUGACGACGGUGACAACACGUACGGCGGCAAGUACGUGGUGAACCCCAGCGGUGGGCUCAUCUCCAAGGGCCACCCGCUGGGCGCCACCGGACUGGCCCAGUGUGCCGAGCUCUGCUGGCAGGUGCGUGGUGAGGCGGAAAAGCGCCAAGUGGCGGGCGCCCGGGUCGGUCUCCAGCACAACAUCGGUCUGGGCGGCGCGGCCGUGGUGGCUCUUUACAAAAUGGAGACCGAACAGCCUGUGAAAAGUUCCGGUGUAGUGACCGCUCACAAGGAUGGCGCUGGUCUGAAGUCAACGCCCUACUUCGAGAAGCUGCAGAAGCUGAUUGAACAGGAGGGGAAGGCCAUUGUUGACAAGAUCGGUGGCAUUAUCGAGUUCCGCGUCUCGCCGCCACCGGGCCAUAACGCCGCCCGCUGGACGGUCGACCUCAAGUCGGACGAGCCGGGGGUGUACGCUAACAGUCAGCGCCGCGCCGGCCUGACCCUCGAGCUGAGUGACGCCGACCUGACCCGUCUGUUCGCCGGGGAGCUCAGUCCCGAACAGGCGUACCGCCAGCAGAAAAUGCGGUACAUGGGCGAUACGGGGCUGGCAUUCAAACUGAGGAAUCUGGUGGAGACGCUGCAUGGCUACAGGGCUAAGCUGUAGGUCCGGGAUUGCUUGGCGGGGAGUGAUGGGGAGGAGUGGGGUGCUGACUGGAGAAGGGAGGGGACACAGCUCCGAGUGAUAGGGAGAGUGGGUCGGUCCAACCGCCCGUAUCCCACAUCGGAGGAACAUAUACCCCCCCCCCCCCGGUCCCUCCCCGCUCCGUCGCUGCGGCCGGUGCCGACUGUCAUCGUAGGGGUCUCACUGUCGUGACAAGGGGCAAUGGUAAGGCAUAUGUGGGCGGCCUGGGUGGUUGCCGGGCAGUCUGCUUUACGGCGGCAAUGUUGGGCUAGCGAGACAGCCGAGAGCUUAUGUGAUACAAUGUGCUGAAUUGUAUAUUUGGGUGUAGUGGGUAGUGAUAGGACAGAUCAGCUCAGCAUGCGACACCGGCUUCACAAGACGAGUCGCCUUGUCCAGUCAAUUAUGUACAAUAAUGUGAUUUAACUAUUAGCUAUUGAGAUUGGCCUGCAGAAUUCCGACGCCAUUUUGGAUACAGUCAGUGUGUCAAGGUUGAGUCGUGACCAAAAUAUUUACUGCAGCGGUUAUUCCAUCGUAUGCUGCGCAAUAUGGCACACGAUGCAGCAGAUCCAAACAAUGGUUAUUGUUAUUUGAUAGCGGUUAGCGCCGUUAAUUGUUAUAUAACAGCUAUGAAGCAACUCGGCUUUGCCGGUUGUUUUAGACACAAUAAACAUAUCAAACAAU
Molecule: messenger RNA, 2606 nt
Organism: Amphibalanus amphitrite
Lineage: Eukaryota; Metazoa; Arthropoda; Thecostraca; Balanomorpha; Balanidae
Product: sterol carrier protein 2-like
Exons: 10
Coding region: 276-1907 (543 amino acids)
Molecular function (GO): acyltransferase activity, transferring groups other than amino-acyl groups
Source: RefSeq, a predicted model, not a curated record